ACUUAAAUAAAUCUAGCAUGCGCACGCCAUCGUACGAAAUGUUUCAAUUGUUGAUUGAACAAUUCUGUUUUGAAACGAACGUUAUUUUAUCAAUAUUAUUAUCUUAUUAUAAUUAGAAAUAGAGCAAAAAGUGAACAAAAAUAAUUCAUUAUAUACAUUAUCAUUAUUCUUAUGUUGAUUGAAAUAUAUUUAAAUGAAAUACAUGAAGAAGUAAAUGUCAGUAUUCUAACAUAACCUCAGUUUUUAUUAUUGAGAGUGAAAUUGAUAUUAUCAUUCUUUAAGUAUUUUUUCCUGAAAAGAAUUACAUUGUUAUAAAUACAUCAUUUCAAAAUGAAUAUAAGACUUUUAAAAGAUCCUGCUACUGUAAGUAGCCGUAUAUUUGUGGGUCACUUACAAACUGAUGAUAUGACUAAACUUGAAUUGGAAGAACAUUUUUCAAAAUACGGAACCGUUGUUGGUUCUUCAAUAAAUCGUGGAUUUGGCUUUGUUCAAUUUGAAGAAGAACAAUCUGCUCAAAAGGCUAUUCAAAAUGAAGAUGGUGCAAUGUUCAAAGGCAGAAGAAUAGAUGUUAGGCCAGCAAAAAAAGAUAAUCAAUCUAGUGGAGGUGCAGGAAAACAAUUAGGAGGACCUAAUAAUCAAUUUAAUUCUGGCAAUAAUCAUUUUAAUACUGGAAAUGAUCCUUUUAAUAAUGGAAAUCAAAGUUAUGGAGGAAAUUCAAAUUUUAAUGCAAACCAAAAUUUUAGUUGUGAUCCACAAUUGAAUGACAAUCAAAAAGGUAAUAAUAUGCAAAUUCGAGGAGGAAAUGAUCAAUUUGCAGAUGGAAAUCAGAAUAGAGAUAAUAUAAAUGAUCAAUUUGGAAAUCAAAGUCGAAAUAAUGGAAAUGAACAAUUUAACAAUGUAAUGCAAUCUAAAGGAAAUAAUAAUUUUAAUCCAAAUAAUCCAAAUAGAGGUGGUACUGAUCAGUUUAAUCAAAGCAGAGGUAAUCAAUUUGGACCAGCUGGAAAUCAAAAUAGACCUAGUGGAAAUCAAAAUCGUAAUACAAAUAAUCAGAAUCAAAGUGGUAGUGGGGGAGGUAUGAAUAAUGGAGGGAGUGGUCGACCAAGAGGUACCAGAGGUGGAAAAAAUCGAAAUAAAAAUAGAGAUAAUUCAGGUGGAAAUAACUUCAGAGAUCGUAGCCCUAUUAAUAGAGGUCCACGUUUAGAUGAUAAAAGUGGUAGAGAUUGGGAUCAUAAACAAGGAGAUAGAUUAAGAGGCAAUAAUUUUAAUAGAGAUUCAUUCAAUGAUAGCAAUAAUCGUUAUGAAGAUUUUAAAAACUCUACUUCUAGAGAUAUGAACAUGAGUUUUAAUAAUACAAGUACAUCAAAUGAAUAUUCAAAUGUAUCAACUGAAAAAAAUGAUUGUGAAAUCAUUGUUGUUAACAAAGUUUUAACAGAAUAUGCUGAGAGUAUUGAAAUGAGGUUAAAAAAAAUUGGAUUAACAGUUGAUUUAUUAUUUCCAAAUGAAGAUGUCCUCUUAAGUAGAGUUCUAGGAAAUAUUGCAAGUCGUGGAUGUUUAUAUGCAGUUGUAGUGACACCUAUUAAUCAAGAACAUCAUUCCUUAACUUUAAAUAUUCUUCAUGGUUUACCUCAAGAACAUAGAAAUAUGUUGGUUGAAGAUGCUAUUAAUUUAAUAUCGCGCGAUUUUGCUAAUUACAAAGCUGGUGGACGAUCAGUUCCAUUGAAUACACCUUUUGCAAAUGAACGACAUCCUGAUGCUAUUCAAGUUCUUUUAAAUAUGUUGGCUGAUAAUCAUCAAUUAACAGUAUUACAAUAUGAUCGAGUUAUAAAAUAUCUCGAAAUUAAACGUGAAGAACAAGUGCAAGUUGAAUUAGGAGAUGUAAAAGAUUUACCAACUACAACAACUACGAUAACAGUCAGUGACCCAAAACAAGCAGAAUUACAAUCUAGGAUACUUAAUAUCUUAAACAGUAAUAAAACAACUUCAUCUGCACCAGCACCAAGUCCAGUACCAGCUCCAACUUCAACACCAGCACCCGUUCCACCAGCUACUUGGGGAACAGCAUCAACUGCGACAACAGCAUCCACUACUACUACUACUACUACUACGGGAGUUUCACCAUCGCCUCUGCUAAACGAUCCAACAGUUCAAAAGGCACUUGACAGUCUCUUGCAAGGCAAUUUACUCAAAAGCAUCGGCGAUCGGCAACCGACCACAACUACAACACCUCUGUUCGCUGCUUUUUCGAAUAUCGGCCGAUUUUAAUUCAUUUCAAUUUUAUUUAUCAUAUAAUGAAUAAUUGGGGAUUUGGAUCUCCUUUAUUUUUCUCAUAUUUAUACUCUCUCUGACUCUGAAGUAGUUACUCUUGAUUUAAUGAAAUGACAAUUUUAUGAUAACAUUUGAUAAGAAAUCAGAAUUCUGGUAGGAUUGCAUUCAAUUGCAAUAAUUGGAAUAUUUUUCUAAUAAAGUGUUAGUAUGCUUUUAUUUGUAUCAAAAAGAUAUAUUUUAAAUGUAGAAUGAUUCACAAAUUCUAUAAACGUUGUUUACGUGAUUUACAAAAGUAGGUAUACUAAUACUUGUUUAUACAGAUAUUUGUUCAAUUUUUUCAUUCUUAGGAAAAAAUAUUUUAGUUCAGUAUAUUUCAUAUUAUGUAAAUGAUAAAGAAACAAAAUAUUAGAGAAGUGUAAUGUUUUUUAUUAUUAGUUCUAUAUUUCUUCCAUACUUAUUCUUUUUUAUUAUUAUAAAGCUAGACAAGGAUUAAAUAUACCUUAAAUAUUAACAAAUUUAAUGUAUAAUCAUACAUUCAACUUUAUUAAUUAUAGUUUCUUCUGAUAAAAAAUACUUGAAUAUGUAACAUACUGAUUUAUAGUAAUUGACAAUUUGACUAAAUAAUUCAUUAUAUUUGGCUUAACAUUUAAAGUUCAUUAUCAUAAUUUUAAUUAAUUGCCAUGUUUAUCUUUAUUGCUUUUAUAGUUUUUAUUAAUAUCAUAAGAUUACAAUGUGACAUUUAAUUAGUUUAUAUUAUAAAAUAAUUUAAUAUUUUAUAAUAUAUUAUAAAAUAAGAUCAACAAAAAUUCAUUUCGGUAAAUUUACAAGCCUCAUAUGCUUUAAUGUAAAAAUAUAUUGUAUAUGUGAGUAAAGCAUUUGAUUUUUACAGUAAAUGAUGUAAAAUACAUAAUAUAUCAAUUUUUCUAUUGCAUUAUUGAAAAUAUGAUAUAGAUUUUUAAAUUUUUUCAUUAAUGAAUUUCAUUAUCUAUGUUACAUGUUUUUAAUUAGUUUGGAUAUUUACACAAAUGUAUCGUGUAUAAGAAGCUAUGCACAUUUUUUUAGGAAUUAGAUAAAUAUCAUGUAUAACUUCAAUAAAAUGUUUUUAGGAAUA
Messenger RNA from Apis cerana (Asiatic honeybee), 3376 nucleotides. RefSeq names its product nuclear receptor coactivator protein neosin (gene Neos). NCBI's taxonomy places the organism in Eukaryota, Metazoa, Arthropoda, Insecta, Hymenoptera, Apidae. The record is from RefSeq and is a predicted model, not a curated record. Gene Ontology annotation, molecular function: RNA binding.